UAGGCGGGAAAGGGCGGGCCGACGGAGACAUGUGGAGGAGUGAAAGCCGAUUGUCGCUCGCUCGUCAGAAGAACGUUGGCUCUCGCUCUCUCCCCACCUGGACUCCCACCACCAUGGGGACUUAACCGAGGCUAGUACGGAGGAACUGAUCCCGCGCUGACCUCAUUCGCGUCCGUUUCCGUGGCUCCUUUGCCGCCCGAACUUCAUUUUGGCCAGGAGCUGUCGAGCGUGAAGGGGCCAUGUCAGACAAGAUGUCCAGUUUCCUCCAUAUUGGGGACAUUUGUUCCCUCUAUGCGGAGGGCUCCACCAGCGGCUUCAUCAGCACCUUAGGGCUGGUGGAUGACCGCUGCGUGGUACAACCUGACACGGGUGACCUGAACAACCCACCCAAGAAAUUCAGAGAUUGCCUUUUCAAACUGUGUCCCAUGAACAGAUACUCGGCGCAGAAACAAUUCUGGAAGGCGGCAAAACCCGGAGGCAACAGCACCACCGACGCCGUUCUCCUCACCAAACUGCACCACGCGGCCGACUUGGAAAAGAAGCAGAAUGAGUCGGAGAAUCGCAAGUUGCUCGGAUCAGUCAUCCAAUAUGGAAAUGUCAUUCAGCUGCUGCAUUUGAAAAGCAAUAAGUACCUGACGGUGAACAAGCGUUUACCCGCACUGCUGGAAAAGAAUGCCAUGAGGGUGACACUGGACUCUGCAGGAAAUGAGGGCUCCUGGUUCUACAUCCAACCUUUCUACAAAUUGCGCUCCCUGGGAGACAGUGUGGUGAUCGGCGAUAAAGUUGUCCUUAACCCCGUGAACACAGGGCAGCCUCUUCACGCCAGCAGUCACCAGCUCGUCGACAAUCCGGGCUGCAAUGAGGUUAACUCUGUCAAUUGCAACACCAACUGGAAGGUUGUCUUAUUCAUGAAAUGGAGUGACAACAAGGAAAGCAUCCUCAAAGGGGGGGAUGUUGUUCGCUUGUUCCACGCGGAGCAGGAAAAGUUCCUCACGUGUGACGACCACCGAAAGAAGCAAUACGUGUUCCUGAGAACGACGGGCCGCCAAUCCGCCACAUCUGCCACCAGCAGCAAGGCGCUCUGGGAAGUAGAGGUGGUCCACCACGACCCGUGUCGCGGAGGGGCGGGCUACUGGAACAGCCUGUUCAGGUUCAAACAUUUGGCUACCGGUUGCUAUUUGGCUGCAGAGGUGGGAGAGGGGAACCCUGACUCGGAGGCGGAGAGCGUGGAGCCGCGAUCUGCAGUGGUGGACUUCACACCCUUUAAUUUCCAGCUGGAUGCAGAUAAUGAAGCUCUACUUGGCCGUCUACGGGCCCCUCAAGAGAAAAUCAUGCACACCCUGGUCCCAGUCCCGGAUGGCAUGGACAUCUCGUCCAUCUUUGAAUUAGACCCCACCACCUUGAGGGGCGGAGACUCGAUGGUGCCCAGGAGUUCCUACGUGCGGCUAAAACACUUGUGCACCAACACGUGGGUUCACAGCACCAACAUCCCCAUCGACAAAGAGGAGGAAAAGCCGGUGAUGUUAAGGAUCGGAACGUCGGCAGUGAAAGAAGACAAGGAGGCUUUUGCCAUUGUGCCGGUGCCGCCGGCGGAGGUGCGGGAUUUAGACUUUGCCAACGACGCAAGUAAAGUGUUGGCGUCCAUUGCGGGCAAACUGGAAAAGGGCACCAUCACGCAGAAUGAAAGGAGGUUUGUGACCAAGCUCCUGGAAGAUCUGGUCUUCUUUGUGGUGGACAUCCCAAACAGCGGCCAGGAUGUUUUGGAGAUCAUGGUCAACAAACCGAACCGAGAAAGACAGAAACUCACGAGAGAGCAGAAUAUCCUGAAGCAGAUCUUCAAACUCCUUCAAGCGCCGUUCACGGACAGCGGCGACGGUCCCAUGCUGCGUCUGGAGGAGCUGGGUGAUCAACGGCACGCGCCUUUUCGUCACAUUUGUCGGUUGUGUUACAGAGUGCUGCGCCACUCUCAGCAGGACUACAGAAAGAACCAGGAAUACAUCGCCAAGCAAUUUCGCUUCAUGCAGAAACAAAUCGGCUACGACGUGCUGGCGGAAGACACCAUAACGGCUCUACUGCACAACAACCGCAAGUUGUUGGAGAAACACAUCACCGCUGCGGAGAUCGACACGUUUGUCACUCUUGUGAGGAAGAGUCGGGAGCCAAGGUUUUUGGACUACCUGUCGGACCUUUGCGUGUCCAUGAACAAAUCCAUCCCCGUGACGCAGGAGCUCAUCUGCAACGCCGUGCUGGAUCCGACCAACGGCGACAUCCUCAUCGAAACCAGGUUGGUUUUGUCGAGGUUCGAGGUCGACGUCGGAACAAACGGCGAUCAUCCGCCGGAGGCCGAAGAUGAAGAGGAGGUGUGGCUGUUCUGGAAGGACAAUUUCAAGCACGUACGAAGUAAGAGCGUGCGAGAGUUGGCCCAGGAUGCAAAGGAGGGUCAGAAGGAGGACGACGAGGUGGUGGCCUAUUACAGGUGCCAGCUCAACCUUUUUGCCCGGAUGUGUUUGGACCGUCAGUACUUGGCCAUCAAUAAGAUCUCGGGGCAGCUGGACGUGGAUUUGAUCCUUCGCUGCAUGUCCGAUGAGGAGCUGCCCUACGACUUGCGGGCCUCCUUCUGUCGCCUCAUGCUGCACAUGCACGUGGACCGGGAUCCGCAGGAGCAGGUCACGCCCGUCAAAUACGCCCGCCUGUGGUCCGAGAUCCCCUCCCAAAUCGCCAUCGACGACUACGAUCACGAUGGCACCAGCGGAGACGAGAUCAAGGAGCGCUUUAGCCUCACCAUGGAAUUUGUGGAAAACUACCUGAGAGAGGUGGUGUCGCAAAACGUCGCCUUCUCGGACCAGGAGAAGAACAAGCUCACCUUUGAGGUGGUGAAUCUGGCGAGGAACCUGAUCUACUUUGGCUUCUACAACUUCAGCGACCUGUUAAGGCUGACCAAGAUCCUGCUGAACAUUUUAGACUGCGUCCACGUCAGCAGCGCGUACGCCGCGGACAAGAUUGAGAAAGAAGAGCGCAACAAAGGUUGGCACGGACCGGACUCUUCUCUCGCGCCGUGGCGCCGCAUUGAGGCUUGCGCUUCCUUAGCCGGCAGCAACGUGAUGAAGUCCAUCCACGGAGUCGGGGAACUCAUGACCCAGGUGGUGCUGCGAGGAGGCGCUCUGCUGCACGGCGCGCCCACCCAUCAGCCAGAGGGCGACGCGGUUCAAGCUCGAGCGCAGCCCGAGAGGGAAGACAUCAUGGUCAUGGACACCAAGCUUAAAGUCAUCGAAAUUCUCCAGUUUAUCCUAAACGUGCGACUGGACUACAGGAUUUCCUGCCUCCUGUGUAUUUUCAAACGAGAGUUUGACGAAAACAAUCAGCAAUGGGAAAACGCCGCCGGCCAGAACGGCAAUCGGAUGGCAGAAAACAAUGUGAACCCUUUAGGAAACCUUGACUUUGAAAAUCUUGAAGAGCAGGCAGAAGGAAUAUUUGGAGGAAGUGAAGAGAACACGCCGCUGGACCUGGACGACCACGGCGGCCGUACCUUCCUAAGAGUGCUUCUGCACCUGACCAUGCACGACUACCCCCCUCUGGUGUCCGGCGCGCUUCACCUGCUCUUCCGACACUUUAGCCAGAGGCAGGAAGUUCUCAUGGCUUUCAAACAGGUCCAGCUCCUUGUGACCAGGCAGGAUGUGGAUAACUACAAGCAGAUCAAAUCGGACCUGGACCAACUGCGCUCCAUUGUGGAGAAGUCGGAGCUGUGGGUUUACAAAAGACAAGGAGAAGAUGGGAUGGACGCAGAGGGAGCCUCCGAGUCGGACAACAAAAAGAAGGGGGAUUCGCUUGGUUCUGACAAGAGCGGCGCAGAAAGCAACUACAGGCUUGCGAAAGAGAUUCUCCUGCGUCUCAGCGUGCUUUGCGUCCAGGAGGGCAGCUCGGGGAAGAAGAGUAAGAAAGAGCAGCAGAGGCUGUUGAGGAACAUGGGAGCCCACUGCGUGGUGCUGGAGCUUCUCCAGAUCCCCUAUGAAAAGGGCGAGGACGUUCGCAUGCAGGAAAUUAUGAAAGUGGCUCACGAGUUUCUGCAGAAUUUCUGUGCGGGGAACCAGCAAAACCAAAUUCUCCUUCACAAGCAUCUCCACCUCUUUCUCAACACGGGGAUUCUCGAGGCCGUCACCAUGCGGCGCAUUUUCAUGGAUAACUUCCAGCUCUGCAGCGAGAUCAACGAGCGGGUGGUCCAACACUUUGUGCACUGCGCCGAGACGCACGGGCGCCAUGUCCAGUACCUCAAGUUUCUUCAAACCAUCGUGAAGGCUGAGAAUAAGUUCAUCAAAAAGUGUCAAGACAUUGUCAUGGCUGAGCUCGUCAACUCCGGAGAGGAUGUGCUGGUCUUCUACAACGAUCGCGCGUCCUUCCAAGCACUCGUUCAAAUGAUGCGCUCGGAGCGGGAGCGGAUGGACCCGAACAGCCAGUUAAUGUACCACAUCCAGCUGGUGGAGCUGCUGGCCGUCUGCACCGAGGGCAAAAACGUCUACACUGAGAUCAAGUGCAAUUCCCUGCUGCCCCUGGACGACAUCGUGCGCGUGGUCACCCACCAAGACUGCGUUCCCGAGGUAAAGAUGGCCUACAUCAACUUCCUGAACCACUGCUACGUGGACACGGAAGUGGAAAUGAAGGAGAUUUACACAUCCAACCACAUGUGGAAGCUGUUUGAAAACUUCCUGGUGGACAUUUGUCGGGUGUGCAACAACACCAGUGACAGGAAGCACGCCGACAGCGUGCUGGAGCGUUACGUGACGGAGACGCUCAUGAGCAUGGUCACCUGUUUCUUCAGCUCUCCUUUUUCCGACCAGAGCGCCAGCUUGCAGACUCGCCAGCCCGUGUUCGUCCAGCUGCUGCAGGGGGUUUUCCGAGCGUACCACUGUCACUGGCUGAGCCCGCUCCAGAAAGCUUCGGUGGAGGCUUGCAUCAAAGUCCUCUCGGACGUGGCUAAGAGCAGAGCCAUCGCCAUCCCGGUGGAUCUGGACAGCCAGGUCAACAACCUAUUUGUCAAGUCCAAUACCGUGGUCCAGAAGAGCCUCCUCAACUGGAAACUGUCAGCCAAGACCACCUCCAGACGAGAUUCGGCAAUUCCCACCUCCAAAGACUACAGAAACAUCAUUGAAAGGCUUCAGGACAUCGUGUCGGCUUUGGAGGACCGCCUGCGGCCGCUGGUCCAAGCCGAGCUCUCGGUGCUCGUGGAUGUGCUCCAUCGUCCCGAGUUGCUCUUCCCCGAGAACACGGAAGCUCGCAAGAAAUGCCAAAGUGGAGGAUUCAUAUCCAAACUCAUUAAACACACCAAGCAGUUGCUGGAGGAGAAUGAGGAGCGUCUGUGCAUCAAAGUACUGCAGACCCUCAGGGAGAUGAUGACCAAGGAGCGUGGCUACGGAGACAAGCCGAUGGCCUUUGACGAUGAAACGGAUGUGGCCGAGCCGGCACCUCCACCCGAAGCCCAAGAGUCUUCUGAGGAGCUUGACCCCAACCAGCCUCAGAAGCUACUGGAGGAUCAGAGGAGGGGAGAAGCUCUGCGGCAGAUCUUGGUCAACCGCUACUACGGAAACGUCAAGUCCGGACAGAGGAGAGAGAGUCACACGCCCUUCGGCGCCGGGCCGCUUUCUGCCGGAUCGCAGGGGAAAGCUCUGACAGUUGUCAGCCCCGGGGUCGGAGGGCGCGGUGAACUGAGUUUAGCGGAGGUCCAGUGCCACCUGGAUAAGGAGGGCGCUUCGGACCUGGUGAUUGACCUCAUCAUGAACGCCACCAGCGAUCGCAUCUUCCAAGAAAGCAUCCUGCUCGCCAUCGCCCUACUGGAAGGCGGAAACACCGUCAUCCAGCGCUCCUUCUACCAGCGCUUGACGGCCGAUAACAAGUCUGAGAAAUUCUUCAAGGUGUUUCAUGAGCGCAUGAAGCUGGCCCAGCAGGAAAUCAAGGCCACGGUGAGCGUCAACACCGGCGACCUGGGCGGCAAGAAGAAAGAGCAAGAACCCGCCGACAAAGAGGCGCCGGCGCGCAACAAAGUUGAGGACGCGCCGGCCGCGGUGACCGAGGAGGCCAAGGAGCAGCUGGCGGAAGCCUCCGCCGCCACCGAGAAGGCCUUCGCCAGCUACCGCCUGGAGCGCCGGACGGCGGCCGACGUCCCCUCCGCGGCCGGCGCCCCCCGGGACGAUGGCGAGAUGAGCGCGCUCAUCACCGUCAUGCAGCCCAUCUUGCGCCUCAUGCAGCUGCUGUGUGAAAACCACAACAGAGAUCUGCAGAACUUUCUGCGCUGUCAGAAUAACAAGAACAACUACAACCUGGUUUGCGAGACGCUUCAAUUCCUGGACUGCAUCUGCGGCAGCACCACCGGGGGCCUGGGCCUGCUCGGACUCUACAUCAACGAGAAGAACGUGGGACUCAUCAACCAGACUGUGGAAAGUCUCACCGAAUACUGCCAAGGUCCCUGUCACGAGAACCAGAACUGCAUCGCCACUCACGAAUGCAACGGCAUUGACAUCAUCAUCGCGCUGAUCCUCAACGACAUCAAUCCCCUCGGCAAGAAGAGGAUGGACUUGGUCUUGGAACUCAAAAACAACGCCUCCAAGCUGCUGCUGGCCAUCAUGGAGAGCCGCCACGACAGCGAGAACGCCGAAAGGAUCCUGUACAACAUGAGGCCAAAAGAGCUGGUUGAAGUGGUCCAAAAGGCGUACAUGCAGGGGGAGCUGGAGCUGGAAGAGCCUCAGGAGGGAGAAGACGGACAACGGGAACAUUCGGCGUCGCCGCGAGACGUCGGCCACAACGUCUACAUCUUGGCCCAUCAAUUGGCCCGACACAACAAGGAGCUGCAAGCCAUGCUGAAACCGGCCGGCGCGUCCGGAGAGGGCGACGAGGCGCUGGAGUUCUAUGCCAAGCACACGGCCCAGAUUGAGAUCGUCCGUUCGGACCGAACCAUGGAGCAAAUCGUUUUCCCCGUGCCCAACAUCUGCGAGUUCCUGACGCAAGAGUCCAAGCUGCGCGUCUACUACGCCACCGAGCGCGACGAGCAAGGCAGCAAGAUCAAUGACUUCUUCUUGCGCUCCGAAGACCUCUUGAAUGAGAUGAACUGGCAGAAGAAGCUGCGAGCCCAGCCCGUCCUCUACUGGUGCUCCAGGAACAUGUCUUUCUGGAGCAGCAUCUCUUUCAACCUGGCUGUUCUCAUGAACCUGCUGGUGGCCUUCUUCUACCCUCUUGAGGGCUUUCGUGGAGGAGCGCCGGAAGCUCAUCUGUCCAGCCUGCUGUGGCUGGCCAUGCUGGUUUCUCUCGCCAUCGUGAUGGUGGCGCCUCAGCCGCACGGCGUGCGGGCGCUCGCCGCCUCCGCCAUCUUGCGGCUCAUCUUCUCCGCGGGCCCGGAGCCCACCUUGCUUCUCCUGGGCGGCUUCAACCUGUGCAACAAAGCGGUCUUCCUGGCGAGCUUCGUGGGCAACCGCGGGACCUUCGCGCGGGGCUACGGCGCCAUGCUCGCCGACGUGGAGUUCCUCUACCACCUGCUCUACCUGAUCAUCUGCACCCUGGGGGUCUUUGUCCACGUCUUCUUCUACAGCCUGCUGCUCUUUGAUCUGAUUUACCGCGAGGAGACCUUGCUGAACGUGAUCAAGAGCGUGACCCGCAACGGCCGCUCCAUCGUGCUGACGGCGGUGCUGGCGCUGAUCCUGGUCUACCUCUUCUCCAUCGUGGGCUACAUCUUCUUCAAAGACGAUUUCAUUUUGGCCGUGGACAGGAUACCCCGCCGAUCCCCGGAAGUCGGAGCCGCCGCCGUGAUGGGGCACUUCUUCUCGGGUGGAGCGUGCCAAAAAGAACAUGGAGACAACUGUUCGGCGCAAUCUGCUUCUUCCCUCGCCGCGCAGCCGUCGGCGCUGGUGAUCGAGGACAAAGAAAGAACGUGCGACUCCUUGCUCAUGUGCAUCGUGACGGUGUUGAGCCACGGCCUUCGGAGCGGAGGAGGCGUCGGGGACGUCCUGCGCAAGCCUUCCAAAGAGGAGCCGCUCUUCGCAGCCCGGGUCAUUUACGACCUGCUGUUCUUCUUCAUGGUGAUCAUCAUCGUUCUCAACCUCAUCUUCGGCGUCAUCAUCGACACGUUUGCCGACCUGAGGAGCGAGAAGCAAAAGAAAGAGGAAAUCCUCAAGACCACCUGUUUUAUUUGCGGUCUGGAGAGAGAUAAAUUUGACAAUAAGACGGUGACGUUCGAGGAGCACAUCAAAGUGGAACACAACAUGUGGCACUACCUCUUCUUCAUCGUGCUGGUCAAGGUCAAGGAUUCCACCGAGUACACGGGGCCCGAGAGCUACGUGGCCCAAAUGAUCAGGGAGCACAACCUGGACUGGUUUCCCCGGAUGAGGGCCAUGUCCUUGGUCAGCAGCGACGCGGACGGGGAGCAGAAUGAAAUUCGGAGCCUCCAGGAAAAGCUGGAGUCCACCAUGAAACUGGUGUCCAACCUCUCGGGCCAGCUGACUGAGCUCAAGGAACAGAUGACGGAACAGAGGAAGCAAAAGCAGCGAAUCGGCCUCCUGGCCCACCCCCAGCACAUGAACGUCAACCCCCAGCAGCCCGCUUAGGCCCGAGAGUCGGCGCCCCGAGCGGCUCGGCGGCAUCGGCCGUCGGCCCGGACCGAGCCGUCCCGACUCCCGAGCUCGCGCGCCGCGUGACCUUUGUGAGUACGGGAAGUUGCCCGUUUGACGGAAAGACUGCCGACGGCGACUUGAGUCACGUUCCGACUCGGAUCGCUGACGCUCGGCCGCGCUCUUCUAAAACCAGAAAGGUCUUUGUUUCCCAUGUCAGAUUGCAGCGCUCGUAUUUCAUUUGUCCGCUUUGGCCAGCUUCCAUUUGAAGCGUUUUGGGCCGAGCGAGCGCUAUUAUUUGCCUUUUGUCUUUUGCGCAAUUCUGUAUUGAAAUAGGCGAGUUGCGUCCCACGUCUGAUGUCACGCCGUUGAGCCCUAGUUUGUCUUUAAGUCUUAGCGGAUCAAGUUGGGGACUUGAUUUGGACUUUUGCUUCCGCGCCCGUUGAGACGAUGCUCUGUUGGCAAAGGCGCGGGAAACGGAUUGCUUGCGUUUGUUUGAGAAGAAUUGUUGAUUUGUAGGAUUGUUAGAAAUAAGGCCAACUCAAGACCAUUUUUUUAGUUCUCUAGUCGGCAUAUUUAUUCAAAUGAAUGUUCUUGUCUCGUUUUUGCUGAUAACGCAAGUUACAAGAUGUCCCGUUGUCGUCGUACGCACAAUCAGCCUCUUUGCAAUGACACAUUUUGAUGGGAAAGAUGCGGUUCGGCUGCAGGGCGGCACAGCGGGGCGAGCGCUGAGCGAUGCCGAGGUCGGGCGGGGGGGUUGGAUUCCACGGCACGGGCCUCCCCCGCGCGGGCUUUCCUCCCUCAUUCCAAAAACACGCCCCGGAGGUGAGGCGAUGCUGCUCGUGCGUCUUUGUGACUGACCGGCAAGCGCUUCGGGGCGUCUCCCGCCUCCUGCCCCAAGACGGCCGGGAUGCCCCCCCCCCCCCCCAAUCAUUUUGUGGCACGUACCGGCUCCAAAUUUAGAUGGUUGAGCUCUUGAUGCUCAAUAAAGAUAUUUGUGUCCAGCGGUCAGCGCUGGCUCGACGUCACAACCCGGGGGGGGGGGGGGGGGGGGGGGUGGCGCGGAAGGUCAGAGUUGUUUUUCUCCCUCGCAGUUCGGAGGCAACGUGACACGGAACAAGCGGAUCCAGUUGAGCGCAAUUGUAGUCGUGGCGGCGAGCGUCAAGCACCCGGCAAAAAAAAACCCUCCAGGGCGCAACCACUUGGGAGCUUGUGUCCACAUAACACGCGUUGGCCCCCUGCCGUUCGUCGUCUCCCAGAAUGCGUUCGCGUUCAAAUCCGAUCCGUUCUCUCCAACGUUGAAUCGCAUGAGCGUACGCCCAGCGAAAACUGAAAACCCGAUUUGAAAUUGUUCCGAUCCGAACUCCGCCUCCCCUCGCCGGGCUCCCGGCGGCCACUUUUUCCAGCAGUCGGCAGAGCGAGAUCAGAUCAUCCGGAUUGAUCUCCGGGGGAGACGUUCAAGUGAUGCGGCAGAUUUUAAAAAAUGGAUGCGCGACGUUUGAAGUGUUGCGACAUUGAAUCAUUGUGCCGUCCUGCAAUCACCAAUCGGUCGUUGAAACGAGAUGAGGAAACGCAUUUUUGCCGGCUCAUCCAAAUCUACCGCUGGUGUACUCCGAUCAUCUCGAUGGUGACGUCAAGCCGCGGGCGGCACGGCACGGCUCAUCCCGUGCGCCCCGCUAAUCUUAUUCGUAUCACGAUUCUUCAUUCUUUUGCUUGUUUCUGUGUUGGAAGUGAAGCGUUUCCAUUUUGCGCGCCGUGUGAGUGAUUUAAGCCAUAAUAAAAGACGUUUUCUGUCAUCUUCAAAA
This is a messenger RNA of Hippocampus zosterae (dwarf seahorse), 10390 nucleotides long. It is a transcript of the gene itpr1b, whose product is annotated as inositol 1,4,5-trisphosphate receptor, type 1b. Gene Ontology annotation, cellular component: membrane; endoplasmic reticulum. Lineage: Eukaryota; Metazoa; Chordata; Actinopteri; Syngnathiformes; Syngnathidae. Gene Ontology annotation, biological process: calcium ion transmembrane transport. The record is from RefSeq and is a predicted model, not a curated record. Gene Ontology annotation, molecular function: inositol 1,4,5-trisphosphate-gated calcium channel activity; inositol 1,4,5 trisphosphate binding.